Molecule: messenger RNA, 6781 nt
Organism: Mus musculus (house mouse)
Lineage: Eukaryota; Metazoa; Chordata; Mammalia; Rodentia; Muridae
Gene: Enpp1
Product: ectonucleotide pyrophosphatase/phosphodiesterase 1
Exons: 25
Coding region: 169-2889 (906 amino acids)
Biological process (GO): phosphate ion homeostasis; animal organ development; immune response
Cellular component (GO): extracellular region; plasma membrane; basolateral plasma membrane
Molecular function (GO): scavenger receptor activity; metal ion binding; cyclic-GMP-AMP hydrolase activity
Source: RefSeq, marked reviewed
CGCGCCCAGGGCCCGAAAUCAGACAGGAAGCCAAAUACCCGGGGCGUUGAGCGGCUCGGGCCGGAGCGCUGGCCGAGGGCUGGGAGCCAAGGGUCUGGCGGGGGCGGCGCGGGGCGGGGCGGGGCUGCGAGCCUAUUAAAGCUCGGCCCGCGGGGGCAGAGCGGGGCGAUGGAGCGCGACGGCGACCAGGCAGGGCACGGGCCCCGGCACGGGUCAGCGGGAAACGGUCGCGAGCUCGAGUCACCAGCCGCGGCUUCGCUGCUCGCGCCCAUGGACCUAGGAGAGGAGCCGCUGGAGAAGGCGGAGCGUGCCCGCCCUGCCAAAGACCCCAACACCUACAAAGUGCUGUCGCUGGUUUUGUCAGUAUGUGUGCUAACAACAAUUCUUGGUUGUAUAUUUGGGUUGAAACCAAGCUGCGCCAAAGAAGUAAAAAGUUGCAAAGGCCGCUGCUUUGAAAGGACGUUCAGCAACUGUCGCUGUGAUGCUGCCUGUGUCAGCCUUGGGAACUGCUGUCUGGAUUUCCAGGAGACCUGUGUGGAACCAACACAUAUAUGGACUUGCAACAAAUUCAGGUGCGGUGAGAAGAGGCUGUCCAGGUUCGUGUGCUCCUGUGCAGACGACUGCAAAACCCACAAUGACUGUUGCAUCAACUACAGUUCUGUGUGCCAAGAUAAGAAGAGUUGGGUAGAAGAAACAUGUGAAAGCAUCGAUACCCCGGAGUGUCCAGCAGAGUUUGAAUCACCCCCUACUCUCUUGUUUUCUUUGGAUGGAUUCAGAGCUGAGUAUUUGCACACCUGGGGUGGACUUCUUCCUGUCAUUAGCAAGCUGAAAAACUGUGGAACAUACACUAAAAACAUGAGGCCUAUGUACCCUACCAAGACGUUUCCCAAUCAUUACAGCAUCGUCACAGGACUUUAUCCGGAAUCCCAUGGCAUAAUUGAUAACAAGAUGUAUGAUCCCAAAAUGAAUGCUUCUUUCUCGCUUAAAAGUAAAGAGAAAUUCAACCCUUUGUGGUACAAAGGACAGCCGAUUUGGGUGACCGCUAAUCAUCAGGAGGUCAAGUCCGGCACAUACUUUUGGCCAGGAUCAGAUGUGGAGAUUGACGGGAUUCUACCAGAUAUCUACAAAGUGUAUAAUGGGUCAGUACCAUUUGAAGAAAGGAUUUUAGCUGUUCUUGAGUGGCUGCAGCUUCCUAGCCAUGAAAGACCACACUUUUACACUCUGUAUUUAGAAGAACCAGAUUCUUCAGGGCAUUCACAUGGACCAGUCAGCAGCGAGGUCAUCAAGGCCUUGCAGAAGGUUGACCGCCUGGUCGGCAUGCUGAUGGACGGCCUGAAGGACCUGGGCUUGGAUAAAUGCCUGAACCUCAUCCUCAUUUCAGAUCACGGCAUGGAACAAGGCAGCUGUAAGAAGUAUGUGUACCUGAAUAAGUACUUGGGGGAUGUGAACAAUGUGAAAGUUGUGUAUGGACCUGCUGCUCGGUUGAGACCCACUGAUGUUCCAGAGACAUACUAUUCAUUUAACUAUGAAGCCCUUGCAAAAAAUCUUUCUUGCCGGGAGCCAAACCAGCAUUUCCGGCCUUACCUGAAACCCUUCUUACCCAAGCGCUUACACUUCGCUAAAAGUGACCGGAUUGAGCCCCUGACCUUCUACCUGGACCCUCAGUGGCAACUUGCGUUGAAUCCAUCAGAGAGGAAAUAUUGUGGAAGUGGAUUUCAUGGCUCUGACAACUUGUUUUCAAACAUGCAAGCUCUUUUUAUUGGCUAUGGACCUGCCUUCAAGCAUGGUGCUGAAGUUGACUCCUUUGAAAAUAUUGAAGUCUAUAACUUAAUGUGUGACUUACUGGGUUUGAUCCCAGCUCCCAAUAAUGGAAGUCAUGGCAGCCUUAACCACCUUCUAAAGAAACCCAUUUACAACCCAAGUCAUCCCAAAGAAGAGGGCUUCCUGUCUCAGUGUCCAAUCAAAUCAACAUCCAAUGACCUCGGCUGCACAUGUGACCCUUGGAUUGUGCCAAUCAAGGACUUUGAGAAACAGCUUAAUCUGACCACAGAAGAUGUAGAUGACAUUUACCAUAUGACUGUACCCUACGGGAGGCCCCGGAUUCUACUGAAGCAGCACCGCGUCUGUCUACUCCAGCAGCAACAGUUCUUGACCGGAUACAGCCUGGACCUCCUCAUGCCCCUCUGGGCGUCUUACACCUUCCUCAGUAAUGACCAAUUCUCCAGAGAUGACUUUUCCAACUGUCUGUACCAGGAUCUUCGGAUUCCCCUUAGUCCUGUGCAUAAAUGUUCCUAUUACAAAAGCAAUUCUAAGCUAAGUUAUGGGUUCCUCACGCCACCGAGACUAAAUAGAGUUUCAAAUCACAUAUACUCUGAAGCGCUGCUUACAUCUAAUAUAGUGCCAAUGUAUCAGAGUUUUCAAGUUAUAUGGCACUACCUUCAUGACACCCUACUGCAAAGGUAUGCCCAUGAAAGGAACGGCAUCAAUGUUGUCAGCGGUCCCGUGUUUGACUUUGAUUAUGACGGACGCUAUGAUUCCUUAGAGAUCCUGAAACAAAACAGCAGAGUCAUCCGAAGCCAGGAAAUUCUGAUUCCGACUCACUUCUUCAUUGUGCUCACCAGCUGCAAGCAGCUGUCUGAGACUCCCUUGGAGUGCUCCGCCUUAGAGUCCUCAGCUUACAUACUGCCUCAUAGGCCUGAUAACAUUGAGAGCUGUACGCAUGGGAAGCGGGAGUCUUCAUGGGUCGAGGAGUUGCUGACCUUGCACAGAGCUCGGGUCACAGACGUGGAACUCAUCACUGGCCUCAGCUUCUACCAGGACCGACAAGAGUCAGUUUCAGAACUGCUGAGGUUGAAAACACAUUUGCCAAUCUUCAGCCAAGAAGACUGAUUGUUUUUUUAUUAAAAAACAAAAGAAAACAAAACAAACACCAUAGAUCCUUUUGAAAGAGUCUUAUAUUUGAUACAGUCCUCUACACUUUUGCAUUGUUUGGAAACGGUCGAGUGGAGUUACAACUGGGACUCCCUGUGUGGUGUCGAUGUCCCUGGCUGGGUUGUGUGACGACUCAGCACAUCUGCAGAGUGUUCCUGUCCUGUGCCAUGCAGACUUCCUGUCUAAGAAUUAGAUGUGUCACUAACGCACGGGGAGUAAAGACACUUCACCUCACACCUGGAAGUGUUCUUAAGGGACGAGGGGCAGUGUACGUGGUCUGGGGACCUGAUGUUGGAAUCCUAUUGUUGUUAAUAAAACUGAGUAAAGGACUGGGGUAGCUCAUGUCCCAUUUUAAAAAAAAUGGAAAAUGGUUCUGUAUUGAUUUUCACUUGGAGUUUCAGUUUUAGCUAAAUGAGGCCCCAUUUCUAUUUUUUCUGUCUCCUCCAAUAACCAAAGUCUUGUGCUUUUAAAACAAAUUGUGAUUGGGUCUCUUCAGGUUUAGUGGCUUUCCAUCAAAAAACUGGACUUUUGAUGGAAAAUUUGUGAGUUGAGGAUAUCUAGCUUUUGUAAAAAUCUGACUCUAUGUUUAUACACACACGCACACAUACACAUGUACACACGCACACACAUGUGCACAUGCAUGUAUGCAUGCACACACACAUGUAACACAUGUGCACACACAUGUACACACAUACACAUGUAACACACCCACACACGUGCAUGCUCUUGAAUAUGCACAUGCACACACAUAUGCACAUGCACAUCCCAGUCCUCUUUACUAGAAAUAAAUGAAGACUGAAAAGAGCCCUGAGCAUGGUUCUCUCAGGCCAUUAAAAUUGGGCUUUGUUUGGAUGAACCCCGAGAGAACUCAUUGGCACUUGCAAAGUGACUUUUUUUUCCACUGUGAAGAGUGUUUUCUCUGCACAAGAGAGCCCCCCUCCCCCACAGUGAUGGGAGAAGAGCUUUGCCUGGCUUAGUUCUUCAGUUUGAAGCUGUGUAGAUCUGAAGAGAAUUCGUCACUCAUCACUUAACAUCUUCACUGUGCACACGACAAAUGACACAGUGAUGUAACUUCCCCUCACCGACAUUGCCACUGACAUUGAUGUAAUAACUUAGAAGGUGUUGUUUUGUGUUACCCAUAGCCUCUGGCAUGCAUAUCUUUCAGUCUGUUCUUUCCAAGUUUGCUACUUCCUGCCAGUCUGUCUAAGGUUUUGUUUGGUUUUUAUGCUACCUUUUAUCCAUUCUGUUGUUCCCAGUAGGUUUAUAUAUAGGCUACUGUUUUAUUUGUAAAAUGUUAUUUGUGUUUUGCUUCUUUAUGUCUUCUAUUUGCUGAAAUUUUUUAUUGCUUCCAUUGAGUAUCAAUUUCUUCAUUUGUUUCAUGUGCAUUUGCGGUUGCUGGUUGGAACAUUUUUACGAUGCUGUUGUACAGUGCUCGUUGGUACAUCCUCACUUCCUCUGUCAAUGUUUGUUUCUAUGUGUAGUGGGUUUCUCUUGUCUUCAACAUAUUUUUUUUGCUUCUCAUGAUUGUUUUAAAUUAAAACCUGGAUAUUUUAGGCAUUCUAUCUUAGCAUUCUGCAUCUUCGGUAAAUCUCCUCUGACAUCAUCCCUGCAGAAAUACUGGGGACUCGGCCUCCUUCUUACUCUCUGGGAGAUGAAGUAUUUCACCUCCUCCAUUGAUAUUAGGAUGAGAGGAGGUAAGCGGAGUGGGGAAUUCAGAUCUCUGUUCGUUCAUUGCUGAUGCCUCCCGUGCUGGGAUGUGAACAGUACCACUUACUGCUCCUGGCGGGUCUCCAGUGAUGCAGGCAUCCUGGAGAAAGCUUCAUCACCACUGGAUAGAGAUGACCCUCUCAGGCUACUCAGCCUCCACUGGCACUGCCCUGGCAGCGGAGCUGGAGAGCUGGGUAUGGCUUUUACAGCUUGCCAGCCGUAGAAGUGUAGGCUCCACCCCCUUGGCUGGUGUGGGAGGGUCUUUUUUGUGUUUCACAGAAGCAAAGUAGAUUCUGGUGAGCUCCGCCCUUUCCUGCCCUUUGGAUGGGGAGAGUAAGCCGUGUUUUCCACUCCCUGCCCUGUCAUUCUGGCAUCUUCAUGCUCCUUCAUCAAGUCUGAGGGAAAUGAGCUAAAAGGAAAACUUGGGACACGGAACGUUACUCUUGAGUUCUGAGGUACUUAGCCUGCCUAUGUGGUACUCAGUCCUCCUGGGUUUGUUUUUAUGUAUAAUAUAAAGGCUUUGUCACCCAAUUAGCAGUAUAUGUGCUUAGUUACACGACCCACUUGGCCUGAAGCAUCCUAGUGGGGCUUCAUUAAAUGGAUAGGCUCCCGUUCUCUGAGCUAGACACUGAAGUCGUAAAGAGGAGCUGGUUACAAUUCCUAUAAUCCCGAGGAAACAGGCAGCGGUGGCAGAAGUGUGAGUGGGUUCCUAAGGAGCAGGAAAUGUCACUGAACCAUGAAAGAUAUACUGGGUACUUAAUUCAGAGUCCAUAGUUCUUAGGGUCUACCUGUAGGUGAUGGUGGCUUUGUCCUACUUUUUCUGACAAGGACCAAUAUGCAAAAAGAACCCCCCCCCCCACUUUAAAUCCUAAAUCUGACUUCUGUACCUUGGGAGUCCAUACUUCUUAAGGAAGGUUCCUUAGAAAAUGACCCGUGUGGUCAGUACCUUCAUUGCUGAGAAAGAACCAAGCAGGAGUUUUUAAACAAUGUUUUCAAGAACAGGACCACAGUGGGAAGAAGGUGAAGGCUCAGAGUCUGUAGGGAAAGGAUAUCUGAAGCGUUUAAGGACUGUUUAAAUGGAGGCUGUGGGGAGCCAUGUGUUCAGGAGAUGUGAUGAGGUGAGGCAGGUGACUGCCCGCAGACGUUUGGUCCUCCUUGCCCUUUCCCCUGUUAUUAGCCAGGGUAACUUCUGUCCUGUGGGCACAUACUUAUCUGCCAGAGGAACUCACACUUGAACUUUGAAACAAUUAAGCUGAUUACCCUUCGUGUAGAAGCUUGUAGCAGGAAGAGAGUGAUGUAAACGCAUUCCUAAGCGAAAAUUUUAGCAUGGUUACAAAGCAGGGACAUUUGGGGGCCGGUUUUGGUCAGUCUAAAUAUUGUAAGACAACCAAAAAUUAUUCUACAGGAUGUAGGUGUGUCUAUAUUGAGAAAUGUCAAUUUCUUAAUAAAACUCUAUUAUAUUGAGUCUUGGCAGCUUGCCUAUGUGGCUGUGUGUAUGUGUGUGUUGGGGUGGGGGAGGGGUGGAGCUUCCUACAGAAAAAUGAUACCAAGUCCAGGCAUUGUUGACAUUAAACCGCAGCUGCGUUGUUGGAGGGAGAAAAGGAAUUAAAGUUCACUUCAGGUUCGCAGAGCAAACAGUGCCAGCCUGCAGCCUCUGUCCUCUUUGGGGACAAGGGCAUGUGACUGUCAUUUCAGAGUCAGAAAGAGUCUGAAAUUAGAGGAAAGGUGCUAACUUGUGACAACUAUAGACAUUUUCAGUGUGAAGUGUUUGACUGUAUUCCUUCCUCUGUAAGUAAUGGUUCUAGGAAAGUGCUGCUUUCUAGAAAUUAUAUCUAUCAUCAGAAUCUACAAACACAUGAAAUAUCAUGAAAUGUGAUGUCUUAGUUCCGUACAAAUGGCAGAAUCGGCCUGAAUGACACAGAAAUUGACAAAGCAAGGCUCAGCUUUUUUUCUCUUGUAACUUUGCAUAGUAUUCUCAGCGUCUUCCUGUUUUGUGAAAAGAUCUCUUACCAGUUUACAAUGCAACUGACCUGUACUUUACUGUGCUUCUCAAUGCUCUUCCAGCUUAACUCUAUGUUGAAGCAUAAACUAUCUGGUCAGGGGAUAAUUUCAAGGUUUUAAUAAAAAUAAUGCUUUGACUUAA